GUCACCGCCGCCGCGUUCGUAUCAGUCGUCGUCCACACGCCGCCGUCUAACGACCAGUUUUUCCGGACCGGGGGGCGGGGUGGCUCGCGCGUGUUCGUCGACGGACUCGUCAUCCCCCGACCUCGCUGUAUCUCUAUAUAAUAAUAUAUAUUAUUACAUUUAGGCCCGCAAAAUUCCACCUAAAGUGAAGUAAUAGUUACGUUUUUAUAUUCAAUAAUUACGGAGCGUUCGAGUGCGGCGGUCGUGUGUUUUCAGUCUUUCCCGCGGGGGAGUGCUCGUUUUGGACGAGAAGCGAAUUAAAAAAAAAAAAAAAACGAUUGUGUCCGUGUCUUGCGAUCACAAUAACAAUAUUAUUAUCUAUAAUAGUAAUACAUAAACGUUGUAUCAUUACACAAUAAUAUACGUGCACUGGCGGUACCUUCAGUAUGUGUCUAUCGUCCUUAGACGAACGGUUCGCGGUGGCAGCCCAGUUUUGUCCGGGCCGGUAGUCUCGAGCCUCCUUAAGCGUCCAACCUCGUCUCGGCGUACAUGAACGACUAUUUCAAUGGGUCACUAAUCGAUGAUUAGUGAUUACUGAAAAUGGUUCCUGUCCACGAUGACAAUUUUCGCAGAUAAAUUCUCAUCAAAAAUCGUAAAGUAAAGGGAUUGUUGCAAUUGAAGGAGUCGUGUCGUAAUAAAAAUUUAGUGGAAAUGUUUGUUAUAAGAAGUCAUCUACCACAAAUCCUCUAGCAUUUCGGUCAAGUACUUUCAGUUAGGAUCAGCGACUGUUGCAAAUGAUCAACGAAACGUCGGCGGCAGCGAUCGAGCUGGCCGCUGCAGCCGCAAACGGCUGCCAGGUGACCAACGAAAACGGCGCGGGGUCGGGAUCGGCCGCCAUGUUGACCGUGAUCGCGGUGAUCGUGAUCACUACGGCGCUGAUCGUGAUCACCGUGUUCGGCAACAUACUGGUCAUCAUGAGCGUGGUGCAGUACCCGCCGCUCCGGUCCGUGCCCAACAUAUUCAUCGUGUCACUGGCCGUGGCCGACCUGACUGUGGCCAUAGGCGUACUGCCGCUGAACGUCGUUUACAACGUGACGGGCGUGUGGCUGUUCGGUGGCGUCGUGUGCAAGUUGUGGCUGACAUGUGACGUGCUGUGCUGCACCGCGUCAAUACUGAACCUGUGCGCAAUCGCGCUGGACAGGUACCGAGCCAUCACGCAGCCCAUAGCGUACGCGCAGAAGCGCACCGUGUCCCGCGUUAUGUGGACGGUGGCACUGGUGUGGAUCGCCAGUGCGGUCAUCAGCUCGCCGCCGCUCAUCGGCUGGAACGACUGGCCGGACGUGUUCGACGAGCACACGGCGUGCGCGCUCACCACGCACCCCGGUUACGUGGUGUACUCGUCCAUGGGUUCGUUUUACAUACCGCUGGUGGUGAUGAGCAUCACAUAUCUCAGGAUAUACGUGGCCACCAGGCGGCGGCUGAGACGCCGGGCAAAACAGGUGGCCGCGUCGCUGCCGGCCACGGCGGCUGGUUCGUCGUGCAAACGGGACGACGCGGCUACCGGUAGCGGCAAGACGAAGAUGGCGGCGGACGCAGUUACGGGUGACUCGGCCAGCAGCAGCGACGAGGUGGACGCGGCCACCAACGGUACGGGCAGCAGCGGCGACAAGCAGCGGACGGGGCGGAGUGCGCCGAUGGCCGUGCGAGCGGUGCCGUCGAUGGGCAAGCACGUCAACCAGUUGCUGGAGCACAAGCAGCGCAUAUCGCUAUCCAAAGAGCGCAAAGCCGCCAAGACGCUGGGCGUCAUUAUGGGCGUGUUCGUUGUCAGCUGGCUGCCGUUCUUCGUCAUCUACCUGUUCUUCCCGUUCUGCAAGUCGUGCUGUCCGCCGUCCAAAGUGCUCGUCAACGUGGUCACGUGGCUUGGGUACCUCAACUCGACGGUCAACCCGAUCAUAUACACCCGGUGCAAUAUGGACUUCCGUCGGUCGUUCAAGAAGAUCCUGCACAUGGACGAGAAGCACCAGCACAUACAGCACCACCACCGCUGAAUCGAUAGACGGCACCGGUAAAUGGUGUUUGGUGAGGGGAUUGGGGUAGUGACGGUGCCAGCGAAGUUCCGACGAUAUGCUGAUUACGCCCCUUCCCCCCUCAACACUACCGCUACAACCACCUACACCGGAUUUGUGAUGAUAAUAAUAUCGUUCUUAAAUAUUUUGCAGAGUUUUGGCAGGGAGGGGUACCGUGGUUUGAUCGAUCCAUUUCUAUAUAAUAAACAUUGUAUUACACGACGUGUCAUGAUAUAAUAAUAUCUUGUUUUCAGAUGCUAACGUGUGUAAAAUUACGUAUAUGUGGGUCGUGGGUGGAUGUAUGUGGUCGUGUGUGUGUGUGUGUGUGUGUGUGUGUGUGUGCGGGUGUACAUUAUAAUUUUAUUGCUGUAUUUUGUAAUCGAUUUUUAUAAGUUGUUUUGAUCCGUCAUCGUUGUUGUGCGUGAAGACGGAUACACUGUUUUUAGCAUAUCGUUUUGCGGAUGUGGUACGUUUAACCGGGUACACCAAGUAUUACGAUUAUUUUUAACGUGAAUCAUCAAGUCACUUUUAAUUUAGGUAUUUUAAGAUUCCAUUCGACGAAAUAUAAAUGUAGGACAUACUACCUUUCGCUCAAAAAUUGUUUUCCCUAUUCGUCUACGUUCACACGAUCUAGCACUCACUUCAAGAAUUGCGUGCUUGCUUUUGACAAUUUUUACAGUAGGUAGGUACUUUUAAAUUUUUGAUAUGAUAUUUAAAGACGUUUAAAACGAGUGCCGUCAGAAUGCGUAAAGGUUGUAUGAAAUUAAAAUUUGAUUUUUUUGUGUAGAAAUAUGAAAUAGGUAUUGAAUAUUAUAUGUUAAUAUUUUUAUAUUGAACAGACGUGUAAAAAAUGCAAAUCCCUACACUACAGGUAAAAAAAUAUAUACUCCGCUGAAACUUUAAAUUCGGAAUUUCCAAUUUUCACAUGGCUUAUAUACCAAACACAUAUUAUUAUUAUGGUUCGCUCGCGAUGGAAUUUCGAUUUCGGUGGUGGGCUUCGCAGGCCAAUCCCAUAUUAUAAUAUAACCUUUCGGGUACGUUGUAACUUACAAUGUAUAACUUAAAUUGGAUAUUAUGUAUAGUUUUUUCAGUAGAACCCAACUAAGUGUUUUCAAAAAUGUCGAUUGUAGUUACGGGGACGAUAAUGGAAGCUUAGACUUCAUCAUAAAAUAUGGAAAAACAGUGUCUCGUCCCAAAAUAUAUCAAACACUAUAAACAUAUAAUAAUAUUAUGAGCAGUAUGCAUAAAAUAUGUAUAUUAUAAAUAACACUAUAAUUUCACUCGCCUGCAGCGCCAAUUUGAAUAUUGAUGACCUGGAAAAUGAUGCGAAUGCGAUUUAUGCAGAGGUUUGGCAUAUCUAUUUCGAUCUGUGAUGGAAAUCUUACAGUUAAAAUGAUAUAUUGGUGAUACCACUAGACUACCAGAGCAUAACACAUUAUGUUUAAAUUAUUAAUUGGGUUGAGUAGUUUUGAUGAAAAUGGAAUUUUAUCAUGUUAUUAUUUCCUCUGAGGUACAGAAUUAUUAACAUAAUAAUAUAUUCAACGUGAUUGCAAUAAAAAAUAAUAAGGUUUGCACGAAAACAAAUUUUAUAUUUCUCUUCAUACUACAAUACAAUAGAUAAUUGUUUUAUUAAUUUAUUUAUAAUUGUUCAACAAUGAAUACGUACAGUUCUAGGACUACAGUAUUAUAUUUCGUUUUGUUAUAAUAAUGUUUGUUUAUUGUUUACAUUAUUAUUAUACUUAUACAAUAUAAAAAUAAAACGAUGUGCUUAAAAAAUAUUUAUUCAAUAAAAUAUAUUCUAUACACGUUAUGAUUUA
Metopolophium dirhodum (rose-grain aphid) is the source of this 3862-nucleotide messenger RNA. RefSeq names its product octopamine receptor (gene Oct-TyrR). Gene Ontology annotation, biological process: adenylate cyclase-activating adrenergic receptor signaling pathway. Gene Ontology annotation, molecular function: octopamine receptor activity. The transcript is spliced from 4 exons. NCBI's taxonomy places the organism in Eukaryota, Metazoa, Arthropoda, Insecta, Hemiptera, Aphididae. The record is from RefSeq and is a predicted model, not a curated record. Gene Ontology annotation, cellular component: membrane. The coding region runs from base 774 to 2027 and encodes 417 amino acids.